Messenger RNA from Plenodomus lingam JN3, 1983 nucleotides. It is a transcript of the gene CNA1, whose product is annotated as 3',5'-cyclic-nucleotide phosphodiesterase (PDEase) (3':5'-CNP). NCBI's taxonomy places the organism in Eukaryota, Fungi, Ascomycota, Dothideomycetes, Pleosporales, Leptosphaeriaceae. Gene Ontology annotation, biological process: fungal-type cell wall organization; calcineurin-mediated signaling. Gene Ontology annotation, molecular function: calmodulin-dependent protein phosphatase activity; calmodulin binding. The record is from RefSeq and is a predicted model, not a curated record. Gene Ontology annotation, cellular component: cytoplasm; calcineurin complex.
AUGGUGAAGAACAAGACGCAACAGGGAGUAUUCAAUCACCAGCCCUCAAGACACUUGCAUCAUGACCAAGACAAGGAGUCAACGUCCAGGCCUUGCAUAGACCAAGAUGGUAUCCCAGCCAAGCAAGACCACAAAUCAAGGACGGAGCCUCGGCCUCUGUUUCAGACGCGUACGCCACUCUCGAGUUCGGAGGUCAUUGCGCUCCCGCCCCACUACCGUACCUCUCGUUGCCUUCACCUCCACAUCUGCUUCGCGCACACAACUGUCGGCCCGUUCCACACCACGACACCGCCCAAGAUGGAGAAUAACAAGCAGGAUGUCGACCAGACACAGUAUAUCGACAAUGCCAUGCGUGCAGUCCGCGAGAAGAAGCCCCUACCUGAGAUUGACUUUACCCUGCACACCAUGGAGGACAACACGCAAGUGAGCACCACGGAGCGUGUCUGUAAAGACGUUCAAGCGCCAGCCUUCAACCCGCCGACAGACGAGCAAUUCUUCUCACCGCAGGAUCGCACAAAGCCCAACAUUCAGUUUCUCAAGCAGCACUUCUACCGUGAAGGUCGCUUGACCGAGCAGCAGGCCCUAUGGAUCAUAAGGAAAGGCACGGAAAUCCUAAAGUCGGAGCCCAACAUGCUGGAGAUGGACGCACCCAUCACCGUGUGUGGUGAUGUUCACGGUCAAUACUACGAUCUCAUGAAGUUAUUUGAAGUCGGCGGUGACCCUGCGGAAACGCGCUACCUGUUUUUGGGCGACUACGUGGAUCGCGGGUACUUCAGUAUCGAGUGCGUACUGUACCUGUGGUCCUUGAAGAUUUGGUACCCCAACACCCUCUGGCUCCUCCGAGGAAACCACGAGUGCCGUCAUUUGACCGACUAUUUCACCUUUAAGCUUGAGUGCAAGCACAAAUAUUCCGAGGCCAUCUACGAAGCAUGCAUGGACUCUUUCUGCGCGCUGCCGUUGGCUGCAGUCAUGAACAAGCAAUUCCUGUGUAUACACGGUGGCCUGAGUCCGGAGCUCCAUACUUUGGAUGACUUGAAGAGCAUUGAUCGUUUCCGUGAACCACCCACCCAUGGCCUCAUGUGCGAUAUCCUCUGGGCCGAUCCUCUCGAAGAAUUUGGACAGGAGAAAACCAACGACUUCUUUGUACACAACCACGUCCGUGGUUGCUCGUAUUUCUUCUCGUACCCUGCGGCUUGCGCUUUCCUUGAGAAGAACAACUUGCUUUCGAUUAUUCGUGCGCAUGAAGCUCAAGACGCUGGCUACCGCAUGUAUAGGAAGACUCGGACGACUGGUUUCCCUAGUGUCAUGACCAUCUUCAGUGCACCUAAUUAUUUGGAUGUCUACAACAACAAGGCUGCUGUACUUAAGUAUGAGAACAAUGUCAUGAAUAUCCGACAAUUCAACUGCACACCGCACCCGUACUGGCUGCCCAACUUCAUGGACGUCUUCACUUGGUCACUUCCUUUUGUUGGUGAAAAGAUCACCGACAUGCUCAUCGCCAUUUUGAACACAUGCUCCAAGGAGGAGCUCGAAGAGGAGACACCGAGCUCUUUGGCCUCCGGGCCUUCAUCGCCUGCUAUUCUCAACAUGGACCCGGAAUCGACCGAGUACAAGCGCCGAGCCAUCAAGAACAAGAUCUUGGCCAUUGGUCGCCUGUCUCGCGUAUUCCAAGUAUUGCGUGAAGAGUCUGAGCGCGUAACUGAGUUGAAGACAGCGUCAGGUGGCCGACUCCCUGCGGGCACACUUAUGCUCGGCGCGGAAGGAAUUAAGCAGGCGAUUCACAGCUUCGAAGACGCACGCAAGGUCGAUUUGCAAAACGAGAGGCUCCCGCCUAGUCAUGAGGAGGUGCGAAAAUCUGCAGAGCUUAGCCGAGAGCAGGCUCUCGAAAAAGCAGCCAAAGAAGCGGACAAUGACCAGGGACUUGCCACUGUCGCAAGACGCAUCAGCAUGUCUUCGGGAUCCAGAGGCACACGAAAAAGUUAG